Plutella xylostella (diamondback moth) is the source of this 1246-nucleotide messenger RNA. It is a transcript of the gene rdgBbeta, whose product is annotated as cytoplasmic phosphatidylinositol transfer protein 1. The record is from RefSeq and is a predicted model, not a curated record. Gene Ontology annotation, molecular function: phosphatidylinositol transfer activity; phosphatidylinositol binding. Gene Ontology annotation, cellular component: cytoplasm. Lineage: Eukaryota; Metazoa; Arthropoda; Insecta; Lepidoptera; Plutellidae. Gene Ontology annotation, biological process: phospholipid transport.
UUUAUCUGUGGUCACUUAAAAAUCUGAAAAAUUUUGUGUUGUGAACUUGCAAAUUUCAGAAUUGCAAUAUUUUAAUUGUUAUAAACUAAAUAAUAAAUUAAAAUAAAACGUGUUAUUUGUAGCAAUGGUCCUUACUAAGGAAUUCAGAAUAUGUAUGCCCAUGACGGUGGAGGAAUACCGUAUAGGACAGCUAUACAUGAUUGCUCGGCACAGCUUCGAGCAGUCAAGCAACGGAGAGGGAGUUGAAGUUGUGUCUAAUGAGGAAGUGGAAGAUGAGGUUAAUGGGACUGGACGCUUUACUGAGAAGAGGAUCCACUUAUCCAGUCAUCUGCCAUACUUUUUACAGUCAAUGAUACCCAAAAUAUUUUACAUAACAGAAAAAGCGUGGAACUACUACCCUUACACCAUUACAGAGUACACAUGUUCCUUUAUUCCAAAAUUCUCUAUAUCAAUCCAAACAAGAUAUGAAGAUAACAAUGGCACAACAGAAAAUUGCUUGGGGCUUACCCCAGAAGAGUUGGAGCGUAGGCAGGUGGACUUCAUUGACAUUGCCUACGAUGAUGUGAAGCCUCACCAUUACAAAGAGUCUGAAGACCCCAAGUUUUUCAAGUCAAAGACGACCAACCGCGGCCCGUUGGUGGAGGGGUGGAGGGACUCCCAUGUCCCCAUCAUGACCUGCUAUAAAGCUGUGCAUGUAAAGUUUGAAGUCUGGGGCCUGCAGACCAAAGUUGAAGAAUAUACUCAAGGGGCUAUUCGGGAUAUCUUACUGCUUGGACACCGUCAGGCAUUUGCGUGGAUGGACGACUGGUACCACAUGACUUUGGAUGAUGUAAGAGCAUAUGAAAAGGAUAUGCAAGUGAAGACAAAUAUUAAGUUGCAAAGUGCUGCGGAGGGCUCUACUGCUGAAGCUAAAGAGGAGGAGAAGUCCUCUGAGUCUCCUAAGGGGUCUCCUAAAUCACCAAAGUCAUCCAAAUCCAAGACUCCUUCACCCAGGACACCCAGGUCUCCGGUGUCGCCAGCCCCGUCUGAAGGUAGAUCCUGGUUCACAUGGUCUUAAGACUAAUCUUCAAAUGGAUUUAACCAUGUGUCUGAUCUCACCCUAAUGUUCACUCCAUUUUAGUUUGACUUGAUGUGUUCAUAAUGCUGCCUUGAUUAUCAUGUCAUAUCAUCGUCACAGUAGUUCCCAUAGCAAUAGAUACACGCGCGUCCGCCUCUGUUGUAGACCAGAGACCUGCAGUGUUGGUCA